AUGGUGCACAGGAACAUCAUCACAAUGGCGGCGGUUGCAGCCGUUGCGGCCAUUCUAGCGGUGUAUAUGGUGGCAUUUCACGUGAUUUAUGGAGGAGAGAAAACUAUGCUGGCAAGCAAGGCCUCCACCAAGAGCUAUCUGACGCAAAGGAUCUCAUUGGUCUCCAAGUUGAUGCAGCAUCCGAGACGGCUAGCCAUGGAAGUUGUUGGGGACAAGAAUGGGCUAGCAAAUGUCGACAAAAGUUCAAAACUGAGCGCUAGUGCAAAGAGUGGGCCGAAAGAAGAGUAUUAUCAUUCUGCAUUCCCUACGAAUGGUAGAAAGGGAAUUGGCCCUGGUCUCAGUUUUGGAGAUCCAGUGCUGAACAAGAAGAACAAGUACAAGAUGCAGCCUAGAGCGUGUGUGCUGAGAGGAGAUUGCGACAAGGAGGGAUCGGAAGCCUACCUCGACUGGAGGAAUCUCAAGCAAGUCCACCGAUCAGCAGAUGAACAAAUGGAGGAACAGCUUACCAUCUUGUUCAAACGGACGGGAAUGAGCCUGAAAGACUGUCAAGAUGGUUUUGAAGAGGAUGAAAAGAUGGUUGAGAAGUGCCAGAGGAAAGCUGCGCGUGAUUUGUGCUACAAGUUCGAAUCUCUUUCACAUACUUGCAAGAUGUCCGCCAACUCGCGGAUCAACAGAGAAGAUCAGACUGUCUACUUUGAUAAGAGCUACAACCUGAAGGCUUGUAAGACCGACACAUACAAGGCCAUGUCGCAGAUGUGCUCAGAGGUAGAGAAGCUUCCUGGAAUCGUCGUUUCACACUGGCCUUGGCAGGGCCAUUCGAUGAAUUUGGAGUAA
Messenger RNA from Guillardia theta CCMP2712, 834 nucleotides. RefSeq lists its product as hypothetical. The transcript is spliced from 3 exons. Bases 1 to 834 code for a protein of 277 amino acids. The record is from RefSeq and is a predicted model, not a curated record. NCBI's taxonomy places the organism in Eukaryota, Cryptophyceae, Pyrenomonadales, Geminigeraceae.